AUGCGGUGGCUGUGGCCGCUGGCCGUCUCCCUCGCUGUGGUGUCGGCGGCGGGGCCCGGCGGGGUCCCCGGGGGCGGCCCCCUGCACCGGGGCGGGCGGCGGGCCGCGACCCAGGAGCCGCCGAGCUGGUCCCGGCGUGGCGCCGAGGAGGAGGGGGCCCAGGGCGUGCAGCAGCACGUGCCCGAGGAGGGGGCAGGCCGCCCCCGGCCCAUCCGCCCCGCCGGCCCGCAGCCCACCCAGCCCCCGGUGGCCGCCAGCCCCGACCCGGGCCGGGCCGGGGGCGCGCGGGGUGGCGGGCAGGAGCCUCGGGACAGCGUGACGGGGCCGCCCGGCCGGCGGCUGCAGAUCCAGAACCCCCUGUACCCAGUGACCGAGAGCUCCUACGGGGCCUACGCCGUGCUGCUGCUGGCGCUGGUGCUGUUCGCCGUGGGCAUCGUGGGCAACCUGGCGGUCAUGUGCAUCGUGUGGCACAGCUACUACCUGAAGAGCGCCUGGAACUCCAUCCUGGCCAGCCUGGCCCUCUGGGACUUCCUGGUCCUCUUCUUCUGCCUCCCCGUCGUCAUCUUCCACGAGCUCACCAAGCAGAGGCUGCUGGGCGACGUGUCCUGCCGGGCGGUGCCCUUUGUGGAGGUCUCCGCCCUGGGCGUCACCACCUUCAGCCUCUGUGCCCUGGGCAUCGACCGCUUCCACGUGGCCACCAGCACCCUGCCCAAGGCCAGGCCCAUUGAGCCGUGCCCGUCCAUCCUGGCCAAGCUGGCGGUCAUCUGGGUGGGCUCCGUGGCGCUGGCCGUGCCCGAGCUCCUGCUGUGGCAGCUGGUGCGGGAGCCCGGCCCCGCUGCGGGCGCCGUGGACACGUGCGUCAUGAAGCCCUCGGCCCGCCUGCCCGAGUCCCUCUACUCGCUGGUCUUGACCUACCAGAACGCCCGCAUGUGGUGGUCCUUCGGCUGCUACUUCUGCCUGCCCGUCCUCUUCACGGUCACCUGCCAGCUGGUGACGUGGCGGGUGCGGGGCCCGCCGGGCAGGAAGCCGGCGUGCCGGCCGGGCCAGCACGAGCCGCGCGAGGGCCAGCUCAGCAGCACCGUGGUGGGCCUGACCGCCGUCUACGCCCUCUGCACCCUCCCCGAGAACGUGUGCGGCGUCGUGGCCGCCUACCUCUCGGCCGCGCUCACCCGCCAGACGCUGGAGCUCCUGGGCCUGGUCUCGCAGUUCUCCACCUUCCUCGAGGCGGCCGCCACGCCCGUGCUCCUCCUGUGUGUGUGCCGGCCGCUGGGCCGCGCCUUCCUGGACUGCUGCUGCUGCUGCUGCGGGGGCGCCGGGGGCGCGGCCGCGGGCGGCCCCGACGCCAAGCUCCGGACGGAGCUGUCCACCUCCGUCUACUUCCACAAGCCCCGGGAGACGCCGCCGCUCCUGGCCCUGGGCACGCCCUGCUGA
Hippopotamus amphibius kiboko is the source of this 1431-nucleotide messenger RNA. RefSeq names its product G protein-coupled receptor 37 like 1 (gene GPR37L1). The coding region runs from base 1 to 1431 and encodes 476 amino acids. The transcript has 2 exons. Lineage: Eukaryota; Metazoa; Chordata; Mammalia; Artiodactyla; Hippopotamidae. Gene Ontology annotation, biological process: positive regulation of MAPK cascade; adenylate cyclase-inhibiting G protein-coupled receptor signaling pathway. Gene Ontology annotation, molecular function: G protein-coupled peptide receptor activity. The record is from RefSeq and is a predicted model, not a curated record. Gene Ontology annotation, cellular component: signaling receptor complex; plasma membrane.